This is a messenger RNA of Dibothriocephalus latus, 939 nucleotides long. The record is from the annotation of a GenBank genome assembly. Lineage: Eukaryota; Metazoa; Platyhelminthes; Cestoda; Diphyllobothriidea; Diphyllobothriidae.
AUGCCAAACUCCGAAGCGCAUAUUUCAGCGUUUGUGGGAGUGUCAUUAGUUCUCUUGGCUGUCUGUCCAUCAGAUGCCUUCAUCCCGGUGCAAUGUCUGCACAACGUCAGUGGAGCGGGCGGCAGCGGAGUCUGCUGUCCACGCUCCAGCCUUAACAACAAGAUCUGUGGUGGAACCGGUCGUGGCAGCUGUCUAGGCCUCUAUGACGCGAAGGAAGACCUCGAUAACCCGGAUCUCCUUGCAGACGAUCGCAUGCGCUGGCCCAGACGGUUCUUCAGUCAGCUCUGUCGCUGUGAGGGCAACUUCUUUGGGCUAGCCUGUGAUGAAUGCUGGUAUGGUUGGACGGGACCGAACUGCGAACAACGGGAGACAUUUGUUAGGCGCAAUGUCUUGUCUUUCAGCCCGGAGGAACGUAACAAAUUCAUUUCCGUUGUAGCGGAAAUGCCAAGUACUGGUACUGACCGGCUUAUAAUGCUCGAGAAGGACACGCUGCAUUCAGAUCCCCUCAAUAACCCCAUAUUUAUGCCCUCCAAUCUGCAGUACCUAAUUACUUUUAUCCACGACUACACCAGCCGGGGUACUCUGCUGACUGACCCCGCUAAGUGUAAGCAGAGUGGAUACCUAGACAAUAACCACAACGUUGUUGGUUUUCUCACUUGGCACCGUUAUCUCAUGUUGACAUGGGAGCGUGAACUCAGAAAAAUUGCCACCCAGCGCUACAAGUGGUAUGACUUUGCAUUCCCCUACUGGGAUUGGAUAGAUGCUAAGGAGUGUGAGGUGUGUACUAAUAGCCUAGUUGGCGCACCUGGACCGUGGAUCGGUGGAAAACGUCUCCUGCAUCCUGGGAGCAUAUUCGCCAACUUUACAGAAUACUGUUCCCUGCCGAAGCCGGGAAGGGAUCGCUGUUUCGGGUGCCAAGUCAACUGGCCUGCUACUACU